GUAAAACCUCUGAAAACGAAACAAAGGAGGCUCUUAAGUGUUCUUAAAAACUGCUUCAAACACGUUCUUAUAUCUGGACCCACUGCUUUAUCUAAAUGAGGCAGAAAUCUUUUUGGCAGGAGAUUGAACCUCAUGUGAGCUUUUAUAGACCAUCCAUUCAUCCAUUCUCUUCCGCUUAUCCAACUCAGGUCAGGGUCGCAGGGUCGCUCGAGCCUGUCCCAGCUUCCAUAGGGUGAGAAGCAGGGUACACUCUGCACAGGUUGCCAGCCUAACACAUAAAAACAGCAUCUGGUAUUCCCGUGCGGUAUCCCAUCCAUGUGCUGUCCAGGCCCGACGCUGCUUAAUAUUCAGGAUAAGCUAUAAGCCAUAGCACCCCGUUGCCUCACAGCAGGAAGGUCCUGAGUUUGGUUAAUAAAAAAAAUCCCCAAAUGCAAUACUUGAUCUGAAUAUUAAAAUUUUAACAUUAAAGUAGAAUUAUAGAUGAAAGGUGGCAAAAAUAUUUUUCCUUGAAGAAUAUCAAAUAAAUCAGAAUAAAAGUAUGUAACCACAGACUGUCUUUGAAAUUGGACUUGAAUGGUACAAUAAUAUGGUUACUUCCGGCGCCCCUCUUGUGUGGCAGCCUGUUACAGGAGCUCUGCUCAUUUCUGAGCCCUUUCCUAUUUUCCUCCUUUAAUACUAAAGUAAAUUUAAGAAUACACUAUGCCUACAGCAUACCAAAAGCUCUUGCCACUUGGGAGAUAUCUUGAAAGAUCGGGCAGUUACUUAAUCUUUUACUUAUGGCCCGAUAUAGAGAGCGGGAACUCCAUUUCCCAGAAUCCUCGGUAGGCGUGUCAAACAGAGCAAAUACAGCGACAAUAAAAGCAGGUCAGAACAUCAUCGAUUAGAGAGAUGAGCGACCCGCAGAGAUCUCAGAGGAAUGUACGUUUAAUUAUAAGUUUUGUUUCAUGCCGAGACUCUGGUGGAGUCAUUAAGCUGACUCCGUUUAUCUUUACCGACAAAAAGUGCGGACACGGACAAAACAAAGCUACGAAGACUCACUGACAGCCUGUCAAUAUGGCAAUUAAACGACCUAAAGUUGCUAUUGGAUUCAUAGUGGCAGGUGUGCUGAUGGUGCUUUUCGGCACAAUUAUGUGUUUUGUGGUGCCAUUAGUCAUCGACGACCAAAUAGUAAAGCACACAGUAAUUGAUCCAAAGAAUGAUCUCACAUACACCAUGUGGAAAGACAUCCCUGUGCCGUUCUUUAUGUCAGUCUACUUCUUCAAUGUCCUCAAUCCUGCUGAGAUACUGAAAGGAGAAAAGCCGAUGGUGGAACAGAGAGGACCUUAUGUUUACAGAAAGCAGUGUCAGAAGGAAAACAUUACAUUCCAUCCCAACGGUACAGUGUCCUACAGGGAAUACAGACAGUACCACUUCGAGCCCUCCAUGUCUGCUGGGAACGAGUCUGAUGUUGUCACAAUUCCAAACAUGUUGGUGUUGGGUGCAUCAGUGAUGAUGGAAAACUUGCCCUAUGUACUGCGCCUCAUGAUGAGUGCAACCUUUAAAACUUUUAAAGAAGGUCCCUUCCUGACCAAGCCUGUAGGGGAGCUUAUGUGGGGUUAUGACAGUGGACUGGUGGAUUUUCUAAAUCAAUACCUGCCAGGAAUGAUUCCCACAUCAGGAAAAUUCGGCCUCUUUUCAGAAUUCAACAACUCCAACACUGGCCUGUUCACAGUCUUUACUGGAAAAGAUGACAUUAGAAAAGUCCACAGAGUCGACUCUUGGAAUGGUCUGACCGAGCUGCCAUACUGGAGGACUGCUCAGUCUAACAUGAUCAAUGGAACAGCUGGGCAGAUGUGGCCUCCUUUCAUGACGAAAGAGAGCACUUUGCCUUUCUACAGCCCUGACGCGUGCAGGUCUAUGGAGCUGGUUUAUCAGCGUCCUGGAGAGAUGAAGGGGAUCCCUCUAUAUCGAUAUGUUGCACCCAAGACCCUUUUUGCCAAUGGGACGGAUUAUGCUCCCAAUGAAGGCUUCUGCCCCUGUAGACAGUCUGGACUCCUCAAUGUUAGCAGUUGCCGCCACAACUCUCCAGUCUUCAUCUCUCAUCCUCACUUCUUUAAUGCUGAUCCUGUGCUGCUGGACUACGUGCAGGGUCUUAAUCCCAGUGAGGAGAAGCACGGCCUCUUCAUAGACAUUCACCCACAAACGGGUGUCCCUCUGAAUGUGUCCAUCCGCCUGCAGCUCAACCUCUACAUGAAAAAAGUCUCAGGAAUUACUGAAACUGGAAAGAUUUCUGAUGUGGUGAUGCCUAUGAUCUGGUUUGAGGAGAACGGAUAUAUUGAUGGCCCAAUCGUCAAUACGUUCCGUACAAACUUGGUGGUUCUACCUACUGUUUUGGAAUACCUACAGUACAUCCUCAUAGGGCUUGGUCUGGCAACCAUCAUCAUCGCUGCUGUAGUGUAUCGCAAAGUGAAGCGGUCUAACUUAAAUGUUUCACUGAGCUCCACAUUUAUCAAGAAUGUUGGGGCAGCCGAGAAAGAGCCAGUAAAAGGCUCACAUGGCCUUGAAACAAAGAAGAAAAGUAUCAGUACUUCAGAGUAAUCAACCUGACCACAGCAACCUAUCGGAUGGAAUCAAAUGUAGUUCAGCUGAAGAGAGGGACUCUCUGCUACAAGAUGACAUGAACUGAAUGAUGCGCAAAUAAGCCCAUCCAGCUGUUGUUGUGGACUUACCAGCAUCCUCCAAGUAUAAUUUAACUGAAACACUGUCACAAGUGGUUUUGCAAUUGUGUGUAUUUAUAUACAUAUUAAGAAGUAAAGCAAUAAUGUAAUCUUUUCAUAUAGAAUAAGAUUUAUGGAACUCUAUAACUCAGUAUGUGUUUAUGUUCUGGCUGCAUGAGUUGAAACUGUUUUGUCUCUCAAGGCAGAACAAGAGAAGAUUUGGAAACCACCUUUUUUUUUCCCCCUUUAGUUCAAAUCUUCCAAAACAAAUAGGCUAUUCUUUCCAGUUGCCAGUCUAAACCCAUUGAGCCUGUUAUGAUGAUCAUCACAUUUGAAAUGGAACAAUUUAUAAUUUCAUAAUUUUAUGCUUCAGCAGUAAUUACUGUGGUGAUUAUUUAUAUGGUAACUUGAAAGAAAUGUUUUGGUGAGUUAAAAAAACAAAACAAAAUAGAACCAUCCAACAUAAUGGUCUUACCUGUGCCAUGAAAGCAUUUAUCUACAUUAAUUUUUACAUGCACUGAGGAUUAUAGAGAGAUGUUGGAACUACUUGUCGAGGCUCAAGCUGUCAAACGUCUGACCACCUGUGAGUCAAGCAGAGCCGAUGCACUCCUGUUUCUGUAUCGCUGUAUUCUGUAAAGCUGUAUUUCUUGAAAUGUAUGAGGAUAAUGCAGUUUGGUGCAAAGCACCUUCUUAAAAAAAGUUAAUAAAUUAAAAGAAACAUGGCA
Messenger RNA from Haplochromis burtoni (Burton's mouthbrooder), 3421 nucleotides. It is a transcript of the gene scarb1, whose product is annotated as scavenger receptor class B, member 1. The coding region runs from base 1054 to 2577 and encodes 507 amino acids. The record is from RefSeq and is a predicted model, not a curated record. Gene Ontology annotation, biological process: recognition of apoptotic cell; cholesterol efflux; cholesterol import. Gene Ontology annotation, molecular function: scavenger receptor activity; lipid binding; low-density lipoprotein particle binding. The transcript has 14 exons. Gene Ontology annotation, cellular component: cytoplasm; caveola. Lineage: Eukaryota; Metazoa; Chordata; Actinopteri; Cichliformes; Cichlidae.